Molecule: messenger RNA, 24394 nt
Organism: Spirodela intermedia
Lineage: Eukaryota; Viridiplantae; Streptophyta; Magnoliopsida; Alismatales; Araceae
Source: the annotation of a GenBank genome assembly
AUGAUGAGAUAUGAGGAAAGGCGCUGUAUUCUUUUAACUCAUGCUAUUAUCACUCACCAAAGAAUGGCCACUUGUUAUAGUGAAGACUACUACUUACCACUGUGCUGCAAUCCAGGUUCGUAGGUGAUGAGGUUCCUUGGAUAGUUGAACUGUCUGUUGCGCUUUAUAUAAUAAGUAUGACUCAGACCUUAAAAGCCAGAGAGCUUAUUUAACGUAGAAUGCAGACCAGAUGUCAUUCACAUUGGUAAUAAAGCUAGAGAACUAGAAAUACAGCCUAUAACUCGAUCUUAUGUUUAAAUCUUGAUGCAGCCCAUGGUUUCAUGGACGUCUAUUUGCUUGUAAUGACUUUACAUUGCAAAAAAAUCAGCUUCAUGCUUAUUUUCGUGAUUCCAUCCCUUGUGCCAUGUAAACCCUAUCGUAUUUCUAGUUCAUCUUUAUUACCGAUGUUACAGCUUCUUAUCCUCCGUGGCUUACUUUACAGGCUGAAAUUGAGCAGAACUUAUAUUCCUUGUAUAAGGCAGAAAGCAUAUAGCCAGGCAUGUGCCAUUUAAUGCUUAUUACUUUACAUUGGUUUUCUUUCUUCUGUGAGAAUGUUUAGAUAGAGCCUUGAGUAACAGUUCUGUUUUCAAUGUAGGUGCAAAAGCAAAGCGCUACUAGGCGUUAUAAGACAAGUAUAUACAACAACUUUGGAAAAGAUGCCGUACUGGAGGUAUUUUUCGCCCCCCUCUUGUUUUUUGCCAGUCUUUUGGGGUUUCGGAAUUUCUUUUAUUGUUGAUAACGCUUCCCCCAUGGGUUAUACUUUAUCUCGUGCCUUAUUCUUAUUUCAACUAUUUUGAAUUUGGAUAUGUAAGUACGGUCUCAUACAGCUGUUUACUGCAAAUUCUUUUGAUCUUGUGCGAAUGGGAGAUAUCAUAUCCUUUCUCACUUCUCUUAUUCAUUUUUUUCCGUCUUUUCUCUUACUUUUUGGACUUCUCUUGAUACAAUUACCAUGUUGAAAAUUCUACUCUAGUGAGCAUCUUUUCUUCAUUUUAAUGGAGUUAUGUGCAGCACUUUUGUCACUGUGUCUUCUAAAAGGUCUCUUCAAGUUGUUGGGAAAAGUUCAACUGGUGGCAACUAUGAUCAAGGGUUUUUUAGGUGCCUAAGGAAGUGCCAGUACUCUGCACCUAGGUAACUAGGCCAUGAAAAAAUGGAAGUAUGGUCUAGUAGAUAUUUUAAAAAAUUCCUGAAUAUUUAAGAAAAGAUAAAAAAUACAAGUACAUUUCCCAAAAUUUCAAAACUAAAUAUUAAGAAAUUAAAAUAAAUUCUAUAUAUUAGGAAUGCACUGGCAAUAAAAUAGAAUAAUGCGAUUCAUUUAAAUAAUUUUAUUAAAAUUAUUAUUAAUUCACAAGAUUAAUAAACUGAUUGCGCAUUAUUUUCAUUAAAUGUAUUGAAUUGUGUUAACUUGAAGAAUUAGCUUUCUGAUAUGCUGACGGACCUAAGGCGCACCUUCUGAAUUUGUUUCAUAUGAACCUCCAUAUUAGUCAAUAACCAGAAACCUGAUUUUCAUGCUAUCUUUUGUAUGAGAUGAACAUAGCAUUACUGCCUUUUUAUGUCAUUUUUUCCUUUUCAUGAUAUUUUUUCAUGUUUGAGAUUCAUGUCACUGUUAAGACUUUCGGGUCUUUUUCAUGAUCCAAUGAUGAUAAUAAUAUUUUUCAGUAUUAUUUUUUAUCUUUAAUGAGAGAGGGUCCUAUCUCAUAAUUUGUUCUUUCGUUCACAUGCGUAAAACGGGCAACCAUUCAUCAAUAUUGGAAUGGCAUUGUACUCCAAAUAGUGUAGUCUUAGUUUAUCCAUUUGGGCUAUAUGAAAACCAAUCUGCGAACUUAGGGAUGUAUCAGAAGCUCAACUGCUGCAAAUGCUAGUUUUGCAUAUCACAUUAUUUGUGUGCUAUAUAAUCUCGUUUAGCAGAUAGUAUAAAUCCUCACAAACUUUUUGUUAUGCUCAAAUUUUUUCUUAUGUAUUCUAGGAAGAGGCCACCACAACAUCUAAGUUAAAGGCUUCACUGAAAGUCUCUCCUGGAAAGGCUUCUCCGCUUGGAGUAUCAGAGGUGGAGAAUGGCAUAAACUUUGCUAUUUUCUCAAAACAUGCAUCUUCUGUCAUACUUUGUUUGUCAGACACUAAAAGGUAUUAAGCUAUAUUACCAACUCUUGAAUUUUUUCAUGCACACAUCAGAAAAAGUAUUGAUAUUUAUUAAUUAUUCAAAAUUUUCAUUUUUACGUUAUUUUAUUUUAUUAUAAAACAUGGUUUCUUAGAUUCCAUGAGAAUAAUGAGAUUAGCCGUAAAUUGAUCAAUCAAAACCGCACAGUUGAUGGCUUAGAAUUUUUGGAAAGGAAUUGCUUAAAUUUACUCUGAGUACUUGAUGCCAUAGCCAACCUCAACUGGAGACAAUUUCAGCAUGCCAUGCAAAAUGCAAUAUAUGGCCAUGUCAAAAAGGAUGAUUAAUUUAAAAUUUGAUUUACUCUUUGUGGCUUCACCAGAAAGUCCUUAAAAAUGAGUUUGCUUCAACAUACGUGUGCAAAGAUAGGAAAAUGUUCAGAUCAUUCUGUCCACUCCUACUCCCAGGAGUCCAAUAGGUGAUUGUAGAAAAAGUAGUUAGGUUUUUCCCUGAAAAGGUCUGCAUGAAUAGCAUUAUGCAAUUGUCUUUCCUCCUUGGAGUUUAUCCGUCACUUUCGGCUUUCAAAGCAAUCAGUUCCUAUGUCAUGCAUGCUUAUGCUUUAAUGAUGGCAACUGCUUCAUUUCUCGUUAUUUUGACUUUUCUCUGUAAAUAGCUUAUGAUAUAUUCUUUUUCUGCGUCCUCAGAAAUAAGAUGAGAUAUUCCUUUUGAUUCGUGAACGAAUUAUAUCUUGUUUCCAAUUUACUCUUAUUUUUUUGUUUAACAUUCGCCAGUAGACCUUACUAUAUGUUGAGGUUGAAAAUAACUUAUUACCAGUCAGGUAGUUUUCUUUUUCCCUGUUCUAUUUAUUGAGAUAUUUCAACAUGUGGUAGAUUGAAAUCACAUGAGAGAAUACAUGAUCUUAAUCGAACUUUUUUAGUACUGUGACAAUUUCAACUGGAAUGAAAUGUGUGUUGUCCUUCUUUUCUGUUGAAUCCAGUUCUGGAAUAUCGUAUAGCUGAGUUGGGUGGCAUACUUUUUUGAGUGAAUGAUACUUUCUGGCUUUAAAUUGGAUGCAGAUGGAAGUACGUUUUCCUUCUUCAUUGUAAAUUAAUUUUUUUCUUUCUCAUCUUCCGUUGGUAACUUAGGGAGAAUGUUGAAGCUCUGGGUACUAAUAUGAUCGAGAUUGUUUUGGAUCCUUCUAAGAACAAGACAGGAGAUAUAUGGCAUAUUUGUGUGGAGGUAGCAUCAUACUAUCCUUUAUUUGCUUAUUGCAACAUAGAACUUCAGUGUUCUGUCCUAUCUCUCCCACAUUUCUAUAUCUUCUUGUGGUGAAAAGAAUAAUUUUAUUAUUGAGGUGUUUAAAGCAUUGGUUAUCUCUUACUAUGUUUGAAAAUUACCAAGUUACACGUAUUCACUGGGCAAUUAGUCCUCGAGUAAUGCUGUAAUAGAGGGUGCAAUAUAGAUUCCCAGCAUUGUUUGACCACAAUAGGAGACAAAAGACAAAGGUAUUCUAGUUGACCAGUGAAUGGGACAUUUUGGUAUUUGUAAUACUCAGGCUAUGUCUAAAUAAAGUGUCCAAAUCUUUCUUGGAAAGAGACCUGAUCAUGAUAAAAAGUUCUAAAGUGAGAGAAUAAUGGAGACGAUGGAGGGGGGGGGGGUGAGAGAAAUAAUCCAGCUAAUAGGGAAUGUGGAGUUCCUUCAUAAAUAUUAUGUGGUGAGUCUGAGCUUUAAGACACAAACAACGGGUUCUUCCUCAGGCAAUAAAAGGAUACGAGUUGCAGAAUCUUGUGGGCAUUUGAGGUCAAGGCUUUCCUGUUAAUGGGCCUUUGACUAACAACAAAUAAGCUUACAUUGCCUAUCCACGUGAAAUAUUUGAUAUUAAGUUUCACUUGUGGAUUCCAAACUAAUCUAUGGCAUGGGUUCCAACUACUUCCGAGUUAAACUGGUUUAUACGUGGAUUCCAAUCUAUCUCCCGUUUGAUUAGAAUCAUUGUUCUAUUUACCUUAUUUCACUCUAUCUCAUUGUUCUGUUUGAAAUGAAAUGAUAUGAAGUUUUUUUGUCUGUUUCAACAUUGUAAAAUUACUGAGGGCCUUUAAUUGUAUAAAGUAAAGAAAAAUAGGAAGUAUGUAAAAACUGAAAUUUUAAUAGAUUAAAGUAAUGAAUUUUUUUAUAAUAAACUCUGCUUAUAAUAAAACUUAUAAAAAGAAACGAAUAGCAGUGAUGAGGGUAAAGAAAAACUAAGAAACAGGUAUUCAAAAUCUGACUAAAAGCAUAAAGAAAUCUGAAUUGUAUUUCACGCAGUUGGACAUUAUAAAACCUAUCUAGAUGCUCAAAACAUUUAAGUGUCAAAGUUAUAGUUUAUACCAAAACUUAUUAGUGAAUAUGAAAUAUGUAUCAAAUAAUGAUAAUAUAGGAAAUAAUUAUCGAAGUAUACAAAAAAUGAAAUAAAAAAGAUUCGAAAUAUUGAUAAUAAAUAAAAAAAUAAAUUACCCUUAUUUUUUAAUACUGGGAUUUUAGAGUACCUUUAAAGUGCCACGCAGUUUGAUGAGGAAGAUAUUUAAUCCUGAAUGGACGACAUGAAGGUAAGUAAUAAUGUUUUUUUUUGUCUUUUUAAGAAGAAUUUUCACACUCAGCGUGCCCUUAAAUUAUUAUUGUAAUUCUCUAUUCAAUUAUAGGACGUCAAAAAGAGCGUGAAAAGGAGAGCAUAAUGUCCAUGCAAUCUCAGAGACAAUAAUAAUAGUUUUUGUGGUCACUUGAGUUAUCAAAAUUCUUUUUGGCCCUGGAGAUGGAAUGAUCCUUCAAUGUUAAUUUAAAUUUCGACCUCAACUGAUCGCAUUUAGUGACAUAGCUAAAUCCUUUUGAUCAAAUAACAUCUUUGAUAAUUGUUGUCAAAUGAUGCCAUAAAUAGUUCAUAUCUCAUUGUAUAAAAAGUCAUGUACAAAGUUGAAUGUAGGCAGAGGUUUCUUUAUGAAUUCAAGAGAAAAAAAUGUUUACAAGUGCAUAUGAUGGAGCCUUUCAAUAAAGCCUACUUAGAAGUUUGUCAGAUAUGGCCCACGAAUUUAUUGUUAAUUGUGUAUUUAUAAAGUUUACGAUAUGAAGCAAUUAGAUUUUCAUGGGAUCCAUUUUGAAAUAUCAACGGAAUAUCAUCUAUUUGAAAAAAUUAUGGGAUGAAACUGAUUCAGAUGUUCUGGGUGUGGCCUAUAUGACUUUUGAGCUUUAGACCUAAAAGAUAUUGUUGACCAUUGGGCAAAUGCCUAAAUAAGACAAACAUUUAAAUUGUAGGGUGAAGGUAUAUAACCCAUAGAGAAUGGCUAGUGUCAUCAGUAUCUGAAGCUAUGUAGAGUUCGGAAAACAUGAAACUACCUUUUAAGGAAAUAAGUUAUCUUAACCUCAGCGUACUAUUCUAAUAAGGGUUAGAUUAAGUCUUAUUGAGUCUAAACUAAUGCCAUAAAGUUCAUGAUCUUAUUGCAUUCUCGUGCUUUAGGUCACAUAGUAGACGUAAGGGCAUUAACAAGCUGCACUAGAUUUUAACUACUCGUUAUAGGACCCACAUAAGGUCCUUGGGCCAUUUAUCAAUCAGUUAUGAUGACUAUAUGGUGUAUAUUAGAUCUUAUGCUCACUUACAAUUUUGUUUCAUUAUACACUAACUUCGUAUAGCGUUAUUAGAAAUAAGUUUGCUCAUUGAAUACAAGGAUUAUCAAAGAGCCACUGAAUACGUAGUAUAUGUAAGGCCCUGGGCAUGUGGGUAGUUAAUAAUCAAUUUAUACAUUAGACGUAAAGACCAAUUUUGUUUUAUUUUAUUUAUCAGCAAUGAGUUUGACUUUUGUACAGAAAGUUAAAUUAAGAGAAUGACGGGUUGUACACCAGGUAUAUAGUAGGCCAUUUGAGUUUAGACAUUGGAGACAAGAUGUACACUGCUUUCUAUAUUUUAUUCCAAUUUGAGGUUUUUAUCAUAUCCGAGCUGAGAAAGGAUCUAUUCCAAGUCCAUUGUGAAAAAAUAUUUUGGAGUUGUUUAUAGUAUUGAGGACUAGUAGUUGUUGGUAAGGAAGAAUAUGAAUAAUGUCAUAAAGAUGUAAGGAUGGAAGAUACCCUUAAUAAACGGAUCUAGAACUCAGUGAAAUCAAAUCUCACCAACUUGAAAAAUGUUGAUAACUUACAAUAUUUCUCUCUUUUGUAUGCAGGGUCUAAAUCGUAGUGGAAUUCAUUAUGGUUAUCGUAUUGAUGGUCCUAAUGCUCGGGAGGAAGGCCAUCGAUAUGAUAACAGUACUAUCCUUUUGGACCCUUACGCUAAAUUGGUUGAAGGUCGGAGAUAUUUUGGAGAUUCCAAAAAUAAGAUAUCUAAAUUUCUUGGGACUUAUGAUUUUAGUGCUGAUGCCUUUGAUUGGGGACCUGACUACAAGCUUCCAAACAUAGCAGAGGUAUGAUGGAUAAAUUACUUUGUAAUCAUUUAAUUUCAAAUUCUCUUUCAGGAUUUGGAUUGAUUUUAUUCCUGCAGAAGGACUUGAUUAUAUAUGAAAUGAAUGUUCGUGCAUUCACUGCUCACGAAUCAAGUGGGUUGGAUGCGAGUAUUCGAGGAAGCUAUCUUGGUGUGAUUGAAAAGGUUAGCAUUUAACCUUUAACUAUAUAGUAAACUGCGAUGUUUUUAGUUGAUAGAAAGUUUGAAAGUAAAAAAUGUUGCUUACGAAUCUAGUUAUGAUAAUGCUCUAUAGUUUAUAUAAAUUCAGAAAAUAGGAGUCACUAUGUUAUGGUAGCCGUUUUAGAUUUUGGUCUGGCUAAAGGCUACGUAAAUAAUUUUAUGGAAACGUUAAGAAAGUCAUUAUUCAUAAACAUAAAUGUAUUUUGGGUAUGCUAAUUGGUAUUUUCCUCCAAGACGUGAAUACAUUUAGAGAUAAAGGGUACUGAGUUUAAAAGUCUACAACGUGGACAUGGGAAGGAGCCAGAACAUUUUUUUUCUUGGAUUGAUAGAUAGAAUGGUAGGUGACUAUCCAUUUUAAUAUUCUGGAUGUGAAUCGUUCUGUAUUAUCUAAUCUGUUUCUAAUUGUUCUGCUACUUGUUUGGAGCUAGUCUGGGGUAUGAGCACGGGGAGUUCACAUUUAAUUUUCUAAUAUGUAGAAUAAAAUCUCAUGCUGGAAUAGAUUCAUGCCACGUUGCUUGAUAAAUAGAAUUUUUGUGACCAUCAUACGAUUAAUUUAUUAUUUGGACUAAAACUGGAUUAUCUUAAAAUGACUGAUCUGUGUUUUUUUUGGUUGUUGAGCAUUGUAUCACGUCUUUUGAUAGCAUGCAUUCACGUUAAUUAGGUUGUAGCAGGAUUUGGAAACAAUGUUGAUGAUCUCGUUAAUAAAAUCCUUCUCUAUCAAGGUCGUUAUACUGAUGCAUUUUCCCACUAUUAGAUGUUUAAUUCUGAUUGAUAUCUUUUCAGAUACCACACUUACUGGAGCUUGGUAUCAAUGCUGUUGAACUACUGCCAGUUUUUGAGUUUGAUGAAAUGGAAUUUCAGAGGCGCCCAAAUCCAAGGGAUCACAUGGUACUAAUCUUUAUUAUCUUGGAUUUCUCCUUUUUUCCGUCUUUUUAAUAUUACAGAACCUAACCUGCUCGAUUCUGUCCGAGUUUAAAAAUUACCAUGUGGUGGCAAGCUUUAUCAUUUUAUACCUAGAUGAUAUCUUUAGUAAGUUAACAAUAGCUUAAAUGAUUUUCAGUUGAUGAGGUAGAAGUCAGAGUUCUACAUGGGUCUAAUCCUGUAACAAAUAGCGACUGAAAUAAAGAUGCACAAUCUAUAGUGUUGUUACGCAGACGUUUAAGUUUACACAAGAGGAUUAAUAGAUGGAGUAAUGUAUGCAUUUAAUAUUAUCAUAGUGCCAAGAGAAGAAAAAUUCGUCUACAACUCAAUUUUGUUUGAAUUCUAUUCUAACUCAGGUUGUAGGAACUUUAGUGUGAUGUGAUAUUUUGAUGAUAUUUCAAAUCCCAAUAUUCCAUUCAAUAGGCAAAUUAGUUCUGUGUUUGGUAAAUAUAGGUUGGAUUAGUUUUCCAAGGCAAAAUAUAAAGUGGUGUCACUGAGUGUGUUUUGUUUAAGAGAUCUCUUAGUCUGAUUGAACUGCUACUACGAUCAAAAUAAUAAUUAGUAUCUCCCAAAUCAUUAUGAUCAUUGGCACCAUCAACAAUAUUGGUGUUUUUACAUGAUCAAAGAGUCUAUAUCCCAUCCAGUUUUGCAGUGGUAACCGAAUCCUGUGAGUACGCCUUUGAUUAAGCUGAAUUAUACAAGGCACUAUGUGUCACAACACCAAGUAAUUGAAACGCCUAAAAUCUUUUAUUUAAAGGAAACUUUUCGAAUAUUUGUGGUAUGAUGAAAAUAUAUUUUUUUUUGUAUGCUAAAUGUCAUUUUUCACUGAUGUUAGAAGCUGGUAUCUUUUUACUAGAUUAAUACAUGGGGGUAUUCUACAAUAAAUUUUUUUGCUCCUAUGAGCCGGUAUGCAAGUAAUGGUGGUGGACCACAGGCUGCUUCUUAUGAGUUUAAAGAAAUGGUGAAAGCCUUACAUCAUGCGGGAAUCGAGGUUUGCUAACUUUUUUAUGACAAUUACAGAAAAUAGAUAUUGCAAUGUCGUCUGGUUGUGUUGAAUUAUUUUCAUUUCCAGAAUAUAAUAUAUUUUUGCCAACUUUAGCACAAUGCAUGAAAUUUUAACAGGUCAUUUUGGAUGUUGUGUACAACCAUACGAAUGAAGCUGGUGGAUUUGUCACUUCGUUUCGUGGAAUUGAUAAUAAGGUAAGGAGAUAUGCUGAACAAAUAAGUGCCUCCGACUUUCUCUGCUGGACUGAGCAAUUACUUCUCUAAUGUAUUGGAUUUGAAUUUGCUUAGUGUUUAAUAUAUUGAAUUUUUUUUUUCUCUUUCAUUUUUUAUCAUGAAACAUAUGACAGUUGAUAGUAAAGAACGAUGGAAUGAAUUUAUGAACAUCUUAGGUUUACUAGAUUUUUGGAGCAAUUAUUAAUAAUUGUGACCUAAAGAAUCUGAUUGUAGUUUUGAGCCCUUUUAUUGUUAUGCAUUUCAAAUAGGUAGCCUUGGCCUUCAGAAGUUAGUUAGUAAAGUGUCAGUUUUGAGUCCUUUUGUUUUUCAGUCAAUAUGUUAUUAGAUAGAAUGACAAAGAUUUUGGCAUACUGUAGGUGUACUAUAUGUUGGACUUCAAGAAGAAUGCUCGGUUAUUGAAUUUCUCAGGCUGUGGUAGUUUUCCUUUUUUCUUCUUAUAUUUAGUCUCUCACAUUUCUCUCUUAUUUUUUUAUUAUUUUAUUCAGUUUUAGGGCUGCAGUAGUUUUAGCCGUACCAAAUGCUGCCUUUAUCAUCUGAUUUGGUGCUAGUUGGAAACACUUCCCCUUCUUUUUGAUCUCUUCAAACAUUUUUAACCUUAAAAUGGCUAUCUGUAUGCCCAUACCAAGUUCAGCCAUGUGCUUCCUUUGAGUGUAGACUUUAACUGUUGCAUGAUUGACUUCAAUGUUCUCAUCAUAUGGUCCCCUUUGUGAAUGGGCAUGGAUAAAAGUGUGUUUUCGUACUGUUAAUCCAUACGUUCUUCUGAUAGCUACCUUUUCCAUGAUAAAUUCUGCCAGAUCCGGUUAUGUGUUACAAUCCGUUCAUCAUUUAAAAAUUCAUGAUAUGCCUAAUACAUUAUUUUCUUGUCUGUUGAUCUGAUACUUCAUUAGGUUUCCGAAACUUUUGUGUAGUCUUAUUUUCAUUUCUAUUUUAUUGAUCUCUUCCCCGUAAUGUGAUCCAGGAAACACAUUAAAUUGCAAUCAUCCCGUGGUUAUGGAGCUUAUACUUGACAGCCUAAGGCAUUGGUAUCAUAUUUCAGAAGCUUUCUUCAUGUGGCUUAACUAUUCAUUUGUAAUUACGUUUUCUGUUAUUGAAAGAUGGUGGAAUGUGGUUGGAUGAAAGUCCAAGUUACUGUAUAGACUAGUUAUUCCCAAACUUUUCUUUUGAACUGAAUGAAGACGAAAAGCCAGAAAAACUGAUGAUAUAUGGAGCUCACAUCUUAGGCUUGAUAAAUUAUAUAAAAGUAGGGUAUUGGUUGUGUCUUUCUUGGCAGCAACCUCGUGCGGUGCAUGUGAACUUUAAGAUCGUUAUGUAUUAUGUUAGGGUUUGAACUCAUUGAUGAGUCCAAAACACAUCAACGGUGCAUUUUGCUUACCUGAGUUUUAUUACGCUUGUAUUGAAAUUCACAUUGUGAUUACUCUCUGCAACAUUUGCAACAAAUAAAAAUAAUACUUUCUUUGUUAUUUCCAUCUUGUACCAUUUCUCAUGGAAGUAUUUAUUUUCUGUGUAUCUUGUUUUAACAUAGCAUCAUGGUGAGAGAGGGUUGCAGCUCGAUCAGCUGGAGCGUCUUGUAUGAUUUAAUUAGUUGCACUUAUUAAAUCAUAUUUUUUAGACUCAUUAAUAAUUCCUUAAAAGUCUUGCUAUAGUUUAACAAGCCAAUACUUUUUCAUUUUCUCAUUUAUCUAAUAUCUCUUUUCUAUUGGAGCACAACGCCUGGCUUAAUCAGCUCAAGUUGGUAUUUGUCUUUCGUUCGGGAUUUUUUAGAUGUCAUAUCGAUUUGGAGUUUGCCCCGCCACUUUCAGUGUAUAAAAUCAAAUAGGUCAACGAAAGUUGCAUUCGUCAGAAAGUUGUAUAUUUUUUCGACUGUGUGUUGAAUCCAUGGAUAUGUCAUUUAACGUUAUCUGCAUAUAUCUUCAUGCACAAGUCCCAUCUUAAUACUUAUAAAUUCUAUCUCCUGCGUCUGAAAGGGUCACAGAAUACCAUGUGGAUGGAUUUCGGUUUGACCUUGCAAGUGUUCUUUGUCGUGGAACUGAUGGUGCUCCACUUAAUUCACCACCACUUGUGAAGGUACUUAUUCAUGUUUAUUUUUUCCUUGGUGUUUUAUCCAUGUGAUCGAUCUACACAGUGAAUCACACAUAAUGUUAAAUAUUUACCUGUCUCUUGAAUAUUUUUGUUUGUCUCCCCCUUAAAUAAAAGCAUUAUAGCAUAAGAUAAAUCAGGAAUUUAAACAGUGGUGUCAAGAAUAGUGUUUGAUAUCAUGACUUGGAACAGGGAAAAACAGAAAUAAUGUUAAAUGUCUCUUGAUAAGUGUUUGAGUGCAUUUUGCAAAUCUGGGCAACAAAUUUUCAGAAAAAAGGAUUAUUUCACGCGCUUCUACCCCUACAAAACCUACCCUCACAUGGCAGGUUAGAUUUCUUUAAUACAGUGAUUUGUGAGUGGCGAUGCCAGUUUCCUGUCUUCCUUUUGACUUUUAUUCAAAAGAGUUUACCUUCCAGUGCUAUGGUUGUAGUGAUGUCAUUAAUGAACUUCUAUCCACUCCCAAACGUCAAUUUUUUUUUGUUUGUUAUUAAUUGUUCAUUUUAAAUCUGAACUUCUCAACAAUUGACACUGAACAUUUCUUUGCAUAAUUCUCUAGGCAAUUGCAAAGGAUCCUGUUCUAUCACGAUGCAAAAUAAUUGCAGAACCAUGGGACUGUGGAGGGCUUUAUCUGGUUGGAAAAUUUCCAAAUUGGGAUAGGUAAGAUCCGAAUAGAGAGUCCUAUUCUUCGGAUAACACUUUUUUUUUAUUAUGUUUCCAUUAUUUUCGUUGAACUGAUUUUUCUUCUAAUGGAGAAGGUUUCUGAUUUCAUGUUCCUGAGCAUUUUUUGUUUUAUUUUAGUGAUGAAAUCAUUUAAAGAGAAAUCCUAUACUUAAUUUUUGAAUUUGGCAAGACUUUGGUUACCAAAUUCAUGUCUGGGUUCCCCUCCAAAUUCAUGUCAAAGAAAGAAAUUUUGAAAUGUGAAAAGAUUAAAAAAACUGUAAAAAUGAUCUUGCAAACCUAAUCCUACUCGGGGAAGUCGGACUUAUUGUAAAUCAGGACUAAUAAAUCAUUAAAAUAGGUGGAAUAGGAACUAACAAAAAAUUUAGUGAAUUCCAUAAAAGAAUCAUAAAGCUUUAUUCUUUUGAAAACAUGGUACGGGAUCCAGAAAUUUAAUCGGUUGAGAAUCCGUGCGACUUUUUGGGAAAUAGACAAACUGAGGAUAUACAUUAUUGGAGAACUUCAGUGAUAUGAAAAUUUUGGUACUCAUUAUCUUUUUGACGAGGAGGAAAUCCUUGUUUCAGAAAACUCUUCCUUUCAUCCAGUUUCCUUUUUGCUCUAUUUCGGCUGUAGAUUUCACCCACUAAUCUAAUGUGAGGUCCAUAUUUCCAUUUGAUAAUAAGUUUCUUAUGUGUCCAAAUAGGCUAGCUGCCUAUAUGACGAAUGUGGGUUUUGAUCGUCAUUAUGAUGGCCACGAUCAAUGUUAGAAUCGCAGUCAAGCUCAAAGACAGUUUUCGUUGGCAGCAAUUCUUGAAAAGUAUAAUGCUUAUCUUCAGGACUGACGUUGUGAGUAAGCUUGACUCCAACAUGUAAAAGGCAUCCCAACAAAAGUGACGCUUGGAGUCAGAUUAUCACUCUAAUAUCGCUCAGAUGCCAGAAAAAUUUAAAACUGUUUUGUAAACAUAUGAGGAACGACAUAUAAAAUCCUUGAAUUCACAAAAAAAUAACGUGAGUCAGUUUGACUCAACAGAGAUUUGGAAAAAAGAUUCUAGUAUCCAAAAAUUUUAAGGAUCUACAGUUCAUGCCUCAGAUAGUCAACAAAAGAGUCUAGUAAUAUGAUCAUCCAUAAGGAAAACUGUUUCCAUAAAAGGAAACAUUUAUUUUGCCCAAUAAACGAAAAGGCAUUUUUAGAUCUACUAAAAAAAAUCCUGUAAAGACAUCUUCAUUUUAACUUUUCGAACUUUUUUUAGCUAGAUCUUCUAAAGCAUUUCAGCCUUCUAAGACUUCUGAGCUAUACGUAUUAGGUUUACAUGUCUUGAAAAUCUGUUCUCAAUCUGAAAGGUGUUGAGAAUGUGCAUUGCAAUUUACAACAAUAGGUUUAGUAUAUGUAUGGCAUCUUUUUAUCUAUAUUGUUGUAUUUCAAUAGUCUAACACUGAUGUUUCCAAUGGUCCUUUUCGAAAUUACUUUUAAUGUUCCCAUAAAUUAUUCUGCAAAACCACUUAAUUUUUAGACAAAAAACCUUCUGCCUUUGUGGUUACUUCGGCCUCUAUGUAGUCUAAGAUUUCUUUUAAGUGGAAAUCUCUGUGCGAUCUUCAGAACUGAUUGAUUUUUGGGAGCCUCUUCAGAGCCUUGGUGUCACCUCAUUGCUCUGAAAUUCCGAGUUCCAUAAUGCUUACCAUCGUUAUUGAUGUAACUCGACCAAAUGACAUUGUCUAGAGUUUCUUUUUCCAUUUUUGUGAACUUUCUGAUUUAAUCUCAUUGAAAAUUAAUUGAUGAUGAAAUAUAAACUAUCUACGAAUAUUAACUACAAAACCCGGUGCAGUAAUGUGGAUUUUUAUUCAGAUUAUUCUUUUGUGUCAAACAUUGAGAUUGACAAUGAUCAGAUGAACGUAGGGAUUAGACAUGAUAAUCGUUUCAUCUGUCUGAAAAUUAUUUUCCACUUGUGACUGUAAAUCUUACAUAUGCAGGUGGGCUGAAUGGAAUGGGCAGUACCGUGAUGAUGUCAGAAGAUUCGUAAAGGUAGUUAUCAUUGAAUCUGAUAUUUUAUUUAUUACAUUGUUUUUAUUUUCAUGUCCAUUAGGAUGUAAUAUUAGCAUAGCAGUAAAGUGAAAAUAAUGCAACUGAGUUUCUUGGAAAUUGUCACAUCAUAAAUUUCAUGGUUCCAUUGGUUAGAAAAUCAAAAUGCAGAUUAUAUUUGAGAUCAUAUCAUGACUCCAAUGAAAGGUGUUCUAUGGUUUCAAUGUAGUCCCCAGUUGGAACCGAGGGAAGUUCUAGCCUUUUUUGAUGAUGUUUGAUUGCCAGAAGUAAAGAUUGAUGAGCAAUGGUUAUUCAUAAAAUCAAUCUACUAGUAAAAUCCUUGUACCAGAGUUUUUUUACCUGUAGCGAUUGUAGUUGAUUAAAAACAGAAAUUCUUGCGAAAAUUAAUUGAUAUUUUCCCAUCAUUAAAGGAUGCAUUUAUGAGAGUCUCAAGCUGACCAUUUGAUAGCCUCUGUAUUUGACUGUUUUUCUGAGUCUUCCUUUCGUGUUGUGUUUACUUCUGACUUUUUGAUUGUAUUUAAUACCAUCAGUAAUUCUUUCUGGUUAUUCCCUUUAUUUUAUUCUUUUCUUCUAUUUUUUUCGCUAAACAUGGUAAUCUAUAAUUCUCCUUAAAGAUCGAACAUGUCUGUCUUUGAUGGUAGUCUAUACGUUCAUAUUAGAUUAUAUCUCUGGAUAUUUGAUGGUUGAUAUUCUUAAAAAGAACAUAUCCAAAUGAAUCUCAGUUUUCUCCUAUUAUGUUUUAUUUUUAGUGGUUUUCCUACCCUGAUCAUGAAACAAUGUUCCGUUUUACAGGGUGACCCUGGUACAAAGGGCAGUUUUGCUAGUCGUGUUUCUGGAUCAUCAGACUUAUACAUGGUAAAAACGUUUCUUCAUAUACAUGUUCGGUUUCAUAUAUAUUGUGCCAAUAAUAUAAAUUGAUAGCCAAGCUUUAUGAUAACUAGAGAUACUCAUGUUCAUUUUAAACUAUUUUUACCUAGAAAUCUCGUUUUGAAUGAUGUCACCGGAAUAAUAUCCGAAGAGAAAAGUUUCUAAUGUAUUUCAUUAGACAAGCAUCACAUAUUUCGUAAUGGAUCAAGCUCUCUGGAAUUGGGAAGGAAGACUCUCACCGACCCUAAUCUAUGGACUCUAGUAUUAUACUAGAGUCCAUAUGGAAUUAAAUGAGCCGGUUCGGCCCGAUUGCUUGAUGGGCCGACCGUGUCCAGACUCACAGAAUUACAUAGUCUAACAGUUGUAAUGGAAUCCAGAUUAUUAAAUCAGAAUAUUUAUAUUUUUUUAAAAUUAUUCAAUUUUUUCUCUGAUUGAUUAAUAAUAUUAAACGUUAGAAUGAUAAAAUUUUCUAAGAAGACCUAUAUAUGAACCACUGAAAAAUUCGUUUUCGUCCUAUAUGGAUCCCCUUAGGGGCAAUUUUUUCAUUUCCUCGCUACAAACCUGAGGUAUACUGGUCUAAAAGAGUAUUAGCGUGAGUAAUAGGCUCUAGUCAUUUUUCCAUACUUUUCUCUCGUAGGUUUUAGUCCCUUUUCAUUCUUGUGAGGGUCAAUAGGAAAUAAGGUGAAUGAAAAAUGACUCGGACAUAAUUACCAAUGAAAAUGUGAAAACUCUGCACUGAAUUUAGAUGUGAAUAUGAAUAGAAGGAGAAAUAUGAUUUUUGUCCUCAGACCUAUCCGUUAUUAUGUAGAGGAUGAUAUAAACCGAUUGAAAUGAUGUAAACAGUUGAGAUUUAGUUCGUAUACACUAAAACACCUUUACAAACAUCACUUUGCUGCUCCUACAUAUUUCACUUCGUAAGAUCACUUUGCACUGAAUAUUAGACAUAGUAAGAUCCCCUUCUUCCUGUAAACCCUCAAAUUAACUUCUGUAACAACCGCAACGAUCUGGGUUAAUGUUUAUCCCCAGCUUGGUGCUUAGCAAAGACUAAUAGCAUAGACCCAACGAUCUGGGUUUAAUUAAUUUGGGUGAUGUACAUUCACAGACACAUGGAGGAAACAUUUAGGUUACAGAUGCAUUACAAGAUCAUAACUUCAGGUUGAUCACACAGACAUCACUAGUCCAAAUUAACUCAUGACUGUAUAAUAUAACAAUGCAUAAACAUGAAUGAGAGUGGAUGUCUCCUGGAAAGAGCCUAGGGUUAGGUAUGAGUAAUUAAUUUUCAUCUCUCAUGAUCUGCAUAACUAGGAAAGCCAUCAAAUUUUUUGCCUUUCAGUUAUACAAGAAAGCCUUAAGACGUUUACAUUCUCAACAAAGUCAGAAAUUAGUUGUGUUGGUUAACUGCAAGGAUAAGAUUAUCCAGGUUUCUGACUGUCUAGAAAUGUUUCGGCCAAAAAUAUUACGUGAAUCGGGAAUCUGAAUCGUUGAGAAACUGAUGUGUGUGCAUAUUUUAUUCCCUUUAAAUUUGGCGAAUUCCAUUAGAGCCUGUUCUUUGGGUCAUGAUCUAUUGUAAUAUUCGUUUUCAUUUUUACAUUUUAUUUAAUUCAGGUUCUACUCGAUUUUCUGACCGGCAGUGUUGUUGAUUGCAUUUGGAUGCAAAGUCCGUCAUAUAAUAUCAAAUGGAUGCCAAGACCCAUCAUUUAGCUAUUAUGACAACUUUGUUAAAAUUAAUUUAGAAGGGCAUUAAGCCUGAGAAAACCUAAGCAUUCAUUCUACAUUAAUAUCCGAUUUGAAACAGGUUGGGUUUCUUUUAACCAUUCCCUCAUGGUAAUUGUUCUCUAUGGGUCGUUGAGGAAUACUUAGGCUUAGAGGGUGGUCCCCCUUUCUUGUGUAAAAGCAAUCUGAAUUUGAAUACCCUUGUGUAGAAUCACUAUAUUUAUUUAGGUAUAUGCAAACGGCGAGGUAGAACUUUCGGUAUCCUAUGAUUAGAUUAGGACCCCUCUCAAUGCUUCCCACAGGUUCUCUUAUGAUCCUUUCUUCAAACACUGUAUGACAAUUGGAGUGGUCACGAAGGAAAGUGAUAGAUCCAUCACCUGAUUCCCUCUUAGUCCAUACAUGCCUAGAGCUUCAGCUAACUGCUAGCUGGUCUGGUGCUAAGUGCACUCUAGUUGUAACCUCAUUAUUUUGGGUUUCUAGAUCCGCGAAUAUAAAUAAGAAACGUAUGCAUUAGGGUAUGGCUGCCGUUUAAGUACAUCUCUCUUAAUAAAACAAUAUUACAGUUUUUGAGUAAUGCUGUGUGAGUAUAUUUGUCUAUUUUUAGUUUUCCUUUUAUAUUAGUAGAUCCCGUUGGUGGGUAGGAGGGGUCUGAACUGAUGAGCUAGUUGCGUUCAAGAAGCUGCUCACCCAUGGGUGGCAGAAUUUCCUGAUCUGCAAAAAUUUUCCUUUACAUUAGGUUUCUAUUCUUCUAAAAUAUUUCACUUAUCUGAAUAAAUUGCCAUUUGUUUCGGACAUCACUGUCUGUAGCAUAUUUUUGAAAUUUCUUUCUAUCUUCACAAUUCAUCACAACCUAACGAACUUGAUUCUUCAAUGUGGGGCUCCUCUUCUGUAUUAGUAAGGUGAAAUCUCACCAUUUUAGCAUGGACUCAAACCUUGAUAUCUUCAUGAUGUACUAAAGUUUAAGUCGACGUGUUUUUUGUCAGUUAUUUACUGUUGGGGAGCAACAUACUUUGAUUUUGUCUCUUGAAUCACCCUUCAUAAUUUCCCCACCGUAACAUGAUACGGUUCACAUUAGUGAUGACACAUCCAUUCUAUUUUGUUGUCAGUAUGCGAUCAUGGUACUAUUUUUUUCUGUAUCUCAUAACUGUCAGCUGUGCCUAAUCUACUAACAUUCUGGCACCUAUUAAUAGGUAAACAAUAGAAAGCCAUUCCACAGCAUCAACUUUGUUAUUGCUCAUGAUGGAUUUUCAUUAUACGACCUAGUUUCCUACAAUGUCAAGGUAUUAUGAUAAAAACCUGUAGUCUUCUGAUAAAUUAUGAUACAUGCGGAUGUUUUAUUGGAGCAUGACACUUUCCAAUCAUUUUGCCUACCCUUUGUUUCGUCUGUCAGCAUAAUGACGAUAAUGGAGAAGAUGGAAGAGAUGGAUCAAAUGACAACUUCAGUUGGAACUGUGGACAUGAGGGUCAUCUGUUCUUCCUUAUUUCUACUCUUUAAUUAUUACCCUUCAACGAAAUCUUAAAAGUUAUGAUUCAUACGUGAACUUGUUUUCUUGUUUUGAUCUCAGUUGCGUUCCAUAAGUGUUUAUUAGCUUUCACUGUCCAACAAGAAAAACUCUUUAAGGAUGCUGAUACCUACAAGCAUCAUAGAAGUUGCGUGUACUGAAAACUAUAGAACAAAAUAUGAUGUUUAAUUUACCUAAACAACUGAUGUAACUAAUGUUAUAUAAAUUAAUUAACUAUCCGAUAACUAAUGUAAGGAAUAAGUCUGUUGUGAUCUUAGGGUCAAUCUUGAUACAUUUGAGCUAAUUGUGACACGUGCGCUUCAUUGAGGGCUUUGAAAGACAGCCAAUGAAAGUGAGUUAAAAUUAGUGUCAAAUCCUUUCUAGAUGCUUUGGCAGUAACCAACCAUAGACUUCUAGUUCAUCGUAUAUGGAUGACAUAAGUUUGAAUACUAUAAUGGUUACUUCAAACUUCCUAGAUGAUUAUAAACUUUUAAAUCCGUUGAUUUGAUCAAAUUUAGUUUAUUUGAACAUGCGUACAAGAAAUAAUAGAUUCUUAUCAUUUAAAUUUUUUUCUUUAAUAUCAUUUUAUAGAUCUAUUUGCUCUUUAUUCCUUUUUCAGGAGAAACAGAUGACAUCAAAAUUCAAGGCUUACGUUCAAGACAGAUGAAGAACUUCCAUUUAACUUUAUUAGUCUCUCAGGCAAAUAUUUUAUUAAUUUCAUUUAAUUUUAUUUUAAGAGCUUAUGUUUAAAAAUCUGACACUCGUGGAACCAGUGUAUGCUUGCAUGAAAUGCUCUCUAACAUUGAAACUCUAUGCACUGUAGAUACUCGUACAAAGAAUAGGGUCUUUUAAAACUAUUAAAAUAGGUGAUCUUUGUGUGUAUUUUGUAGACCCGUAUUCAUAUCAUCAGUCAUGUUAAAUGUGUAUUCAUCGUAUUUAAUUAAAGUCAGCCCUGAUAAUAUUUUCAUAAUCAUUAAUGUACAUCGAUUCCCUUUUCUAAAGCAAUUAGCAUGCGUAUAUAGAUCAUGAGUAGAUUCGACUGGAGAUUAGAGUGUCUUUGGAACAUAUGUCGGGGAAUUUUGAUUGUAGUAGCACACAGAAUAUGUUCUGGCAUUAGAAUGGAGGUUGAGAAGAUACUUCCGCAAAACUCAUAUCUAUAAAAUUCUAUGCAUUUUGUUAUCUAUUCUUCCCCUUGAGUCUGUACUAUAUCAACCAAAUGAUUUCGAUUCCUCCAAUGCGUCUAAUAGAUCAUUCUUGAUAUUUUCUCUGGAGUAUUGACCAAGUCAUGACUUAUUUUGUUGUCAGGAGUGAUUUGCUACUCUGUUUAUGGUAUAUUCUUGCAUUUGAGACAUUGAACGCAAUUGGGUUUGAAGAUUCAUUUAACGUUUUUUUAUCUUUUUCGUUAUUAAUUUGAUGAUGGAUUCAAUGAAGAUCAACUUAAAUCCUAAAACACUCUCCAUCAGUCUGGCUUUACACUGUCGUGUGAGGCUGUCCAUGAUAUUUCCUCUCUUGUGUACCACCUAUACUCAAUUCAUGAUCAGAUAUGUACCAUUGCAUCCUAGUCUAUCGGAUAGACGACCACCAUUCUGAAAUCAAUCCCCAUUAGCAUCAUUCCAUGCUGCUUCUUCAUUGCUUAAAUGAUGGAGCAGACAGGACGGAAAGGAACAUGGAAAAAUGGUGGUAAAGUAGUGUCUAAGCUUCUGCAUGAUCUUGGCUGGUACGUAGUUGUAUCUUGAUCUCAGGUAUUCAAGCCAGACUGCCAAUUUCUUUAAGUGAGUAAAUUUUAUGACAUCUACCAUCAAAGUCAUUAUUCAUACAUGGAGCACUUUCAUUGCCAUUGUCUCUCAGUUCUAGCGUGAAAAGGUCGAAUCUUUUGAGAGUGUUGAUGCUGGACCCCGUUCCCCUAGAAUUUCCAAAGCACGGUGUGAAGUUUAAUGCUGGUUCCAUUUUUCUGACUACCUAAACCAGACUGGCUGAAACUUGAGUCAUAUCUAUUAGAAAAUUCGACUGUCCAAUUCAGAAAUCAAUUGCAAUUGAGUACAGAAGGUUCCUAUGUUUAAUCACUUUGCUUAAUUUAUAUCGUUUUACGUGGCAGUAUUUCAACAUGAUCCUCCGACUCUAUUUUAUUGUAUGUCUCAAAUCUUGCAAACCCUCAUCAGAUACAGCCUGAUAGUGGACCCACAUUUGAGAUACAAGUUGUUGAUGAUUUGUUAAAAACUCACAUUGCUUUUGAGGGUCACACCCCCCCAGUAAGAAUUGUUUUGAAUUUGAAAUUGUCUAGGAUUUCUAUCCGGGAUUAUCAAAGAUUCUAACAGCUUACCAUGUUUCAAGUUCUGGUUUUGCUAGGAAAAUUUUUGAAGGAAUGAAAAGUUAAAGUGGAGAGGAGAUGCUAUUCUUUUCUUGAACUUUACCUUGAUUGAUCUUUUCAUGUCUGAACUACAGUGAACAUAAGAGUUUUCCUCGGGACUACAUGAAUCCUCUUGUGCUGUUUAUUUCUAUUUUUCUCGUUCUUAUUUUCUUUUCUUGCUUUGCUUGGUUAUCCAAGAAGAGAUAAAUCUCAUCAUAUUGUGCGGAAAACAGGCAUAUAGAGAAUUGUACAAACCCCAGAUCACAGCCAUUAGCUCUGAUAUAAUGAUAGGGGAAUUGGGCCAUCCUUGUAAGGAAAACCGAUAACGAUGGGAGACUUGGCUCACACUUGAUUACACAUCACAGUCCAUUAUUAUUAUAAUCUGUUCAGCUUUUAGUCUAUAACCACUUCGCGUUUUAUAAUUUUUAUGAGCGGAUUUGAUGCUUGUGGUAGCUAUUAAAUAACCUCUUGUGGCUAAACUGAAAUAGGGAACACCAAUGAUGCUUAUGGGAGAUGAAUAUGGUCAUACUCGCUAUGGAAACAACAAUAGCUAUGGACAUGAUACUGCAAUAAAUCACUUCCUAUGGCAUCAGGUAACGAUUUCAUUUUACUGUGUUUACCAACGAUUCAGGCUAGUGACUGUUCUUCGGAAUAGAUGGAAGAGAGAAGAAGCACCCACUUCAGAUUCUUUUCAGAAAUGAAUAAGUUUCGGCAGAAGCAUUGCAUACUUGGUCGCGAUAGGUUCCUGGGAAAGGUAAUUAUGUCCCUCUGCUAUUCUUACAGAUGCUUGACUGACUCAGAUAAAAUUAUUACAAAUUUUUGGUCGUCCCUUUUUCCAAUAAAUAAAGAAAUGGGUCAUUUUAGUGAUCUGAUGAGUAACGCAAGAAUAACACAUGUAAUUCAUACUUAUGAGUAGUGCUUCAUCGUUUUUAAUGAACGAUUUAUAGAUAAUAUUGAUAAAUACUAAGCGAAUUAACUAGUUAAACAGUCUAUGACUUAUUUUUAUUUUCAUCUGCUUGAUAACUUCAAGAUUGGGAGAUAUUUUUUUUUUGAAUCGAAUACAAAAUUUGUAAUGUUUUGGGCUUUAGUGGUUCAUGUCAGGGACUUUUGAUCCAUUGAAAUCAAUAUAACACACCAUAGACAGACACAUGGAUCCUUUUAAUGGAAAACUUUGAAACGCUGAUAUGUGAAAGAAUGAAUACGGAUUGUCCUGCUUCUACGAUUGCGCGUGCUUAAUUUGUGGAAAUGUGUUCCUUCCUCACCCUAAUUAUCUUAGCAUGCAUGGAAAGUUAAGUGAAGUUUACAUUCCAAUUGUUUUAUCACUUCGAGGGCCUCUGUCCUCUCCAAACUUAAUUUUUUGUUAGCUCUUUCCUGCAAGUGUUUGGUCUUAUGUUGGUGCCCACUUGAAGACAAAUGCAAAAAAAACAUGGUUAUAUAUCUUUCUGAAAACAUUUUCAAUCAGCAAUUGUUUUUUUUCAAGUUUGACAUAUUUAGUCUGUCAUUGUUUUCAUUCAACUGCCACCGCAGAAGGACGUCACUUGGCAUGAGGACAAUUGGGACAACCCUGAGAGCAAGUUCCUUGCACUUACGUAAGAGGGCCUGUGUUCUCUGCUUCAACUUGAUGCUUUGAUAUUGAUUGUUCGAAUUCACUUCUCCUGAUGUUCUGGUCUUCUUAGAUGGGAAUACCAUGUACUCUUUAAAUAAAACAAUUCUUAUAACGUAUGUUUUUUCCCCUAGGCUUCAUGACGAAAAACUUGGAAAUGACAUCUAUUUGGCAUUCAAUGCACAUGACUAUGUCGUGAAAGCUACGAUACCUUCAGCACCUAAUAACAAAGGCUGGCAUCGAGUGGUAAAGUCUCCCUUUCUUUCUCUUUUUUUCUUUCCCCUGCAUUCUCUCCAUUUCAGUUUUAGUUCACAUUUCACUGCUGUUGUCAUAUGAACUAGAUUGGUAGAAAUUUCUGAUUGUUUGAUCACAAAGAACUUAUGGAGAAAGGGUAAAGAUAGAUAGUAGGAAGAAAAACGUAGUAGUAAGUUUUUUUACAUUUACUUUCAUGAAUAGUUGGCAGCGGGUGAACAAAAUAUGAAGUACUAGAUCUCCAACUCUUUUGAACUUUUUAUACACAAGGUAUCUAUUAAACCAGCCUAUGCAACACUCAUUCUUUGAGAUUACAUUGAUUCUACGUACACAUACACAAAUUUACUCAACUAAUAGAGUUGUGUAGUCAGCUAGUCCAUGGAUUAAGUUUGGCCUACAUUAUUCUAUGGCCCCUAUUUGGCUUGUGUCUAUACAAAACACUGAAAAAUCACGACUAGAUAAAGAGAGAAAAGGAAACCCCAGAAAUGAACUGGGCUCAAACUCAUUGAGGUCUGAUUUGACGUAUUUAUAGGAUUAGUUAUCAUGUUUUCCAGGUUUUUAAGGUAAAUCUUCUGUUUUGACGCUAGAUGCGUUCUUUUUUUAUAUAAAGAGGAUUAUGAGGAGAAGACCCUUCUGGGUAGGCUUUCGUUUUUUUCAACGUCUUCAACAUUGAAAGUUAUGUAAAUCAUACUCAUGGUGAUGCCGUUUUUAAAAUUAAUUCAUGGACUAUUUUUGAAUAAUUGAUUUAUUUAUUUACUAUUUUAUCUUUCAUUAACUCCUCUCCAUUGAGAAUAUCGCAAAUCUUUUUCACGAAUGGUCAGAAGUCCUGGUAAUUAUUGAUACAACGAGUAUCAUCACAACAUGAAUAAAAAAUUUCAUAAGUUAUCAACGAUUCUCUCCAGAAUAUGUUGAAUUUCGCUGAAAUCAUUUUAGCUCCAUCAAAUCGCUUUUUUUUUUAAUUUGUGGUACCCUUCAUUUAAAUGUUUUUUUUCUGAGAACCUUUAAACCUUAAGUUUGGGAUAGUUUUUACAAGGUAGAUUCCUUAAUAAGUUAUUUUUGAGUUUUUUUAGCCGAUCCUAGAAGUAAUGUGUUGGGUAACUAGAGUUCUAGGUGCCAUGUUUCCACGGAUCAUGGAGACUCCUACCCUCUUUGGAACACAAGAGGAGGCUGCUGACCAAAAAUACUAGCUGAACCUUGCUUGGGACCCUUCUCCCAUCCAGCACGAGAUGUAAGAGGCUCAAGCUAUUAGACCUUAGGAGAAAACAGGUGAACGGUGCUCCAUACCUGCUGUCUAUUCCUCCCAAGUAGCACUACUACCAUCAGAAUGCUAUCAUUUUACAAUGGUGCAAGGCAAAAGGCUUUAUCUAUAUAUAUAUAUAUAUAUCUAUAUCCUUUCUUAUAUCUCUACCCUGCAUGCCGUUGACAAUAAUCAGUUUCUAAGCUUGAAGUAACAAGAGUUCUGCAUAGAUUUUUCUUACCCCCUUGUUUACAUGAUCAAAAGGUUUGUGCCCUUCAUGUCGUCAUCCCCAACUAGUGAUGCUGCCUGUUUGUUCCUCUUUGUCAUGCCAUUGUCAUGUUUCUACUAGAUAAACCAUUCAAUACUCGAACCCGAAUUGGAUCCGAAACCAAAAAAUUGAUUAAAACAAAGAAAAUGGAUGCUUAAUGCAUGAAAUCUUCGACAUCCCUUUCCAGAAUGGCACGACGAAUCCUCUUCCAAACGAAAGCUAACCUGGCCUGAUGAAGCCUGUUUUCAUUGCCAUUUUUGGGCAUAAAACCUAAUGUUUUUAUGGUGUAUCUAUGGACGAUUCAUCUCCCUUAGGGUCAUGUUAUUUCGAACUAAACACAUUCCCAACCCUAAUUAACAUGACAGCGUUUGUAGCUGGUACUUACAUGUUUCCCUCUUUCACCAGGGAGAUCGCAUUAAUCAGUCCCAAAUAGUCAAGUUGUACAAUAGAAUAUAUGAAUGGAUGGAUUGGCCAAUGCUAAGUUUCUCAUGAUAUUAAUGCUCCACCCUAGGUUUUAUAAUAUGUGUGCAUUCUCCACAUAACAGUGUCAACAAACUGUUGGCUUUUUAUAGGAUUGGUGUAUCAGAGUAGGCCCGCAAUAUUCAGGAAUAUGUUGCUUAUAAUCAAUUGAUUUCUAUAUUUUGGUGCUAUUUAUUAUAUUUUUAUAAUUAUUUUCGGUAAAAAAAAAUUAAUCCUAUGAGAGAAGCGUGCAUUAGUUCAUCGGAGUGGGAAUCUACACUUCAUAAAUGGAUAGUUCUAAGCAGGUGAGACUGACCAAGCUUCAGUGCAGGCCGACACAAACCUCGAAUCCCCAGAUGAUUUCAUCGCUGAAGGUAUCCCCUUCUGUGAAACCGUGUACAAUGUGGCCCCGUUCUCCUCGAUAAUUCUCCAGGCAAAGCCAAAAUGA